Aspergillus oryzae RIB40 is the source of this 579-nucleotide messenger RNA. RefSeq lists its product as uncharacterized. The record is from RefSeq and is a predicted model, not a curated record. The transcript has 4 exons. Bases 1 to 579 code for a protein of 192 amino acids. NCBI's taxonomy places the organism in Eukaryota, Fungi, Ascomycota, Eurotiomycetes, Eurotiales, Aspergillaceae.
AUGUUUUCGAACGAGCACCUCGAAAAGUUGCUGGAAGAGCGCAAGAGACUAGCCGAGUCACGUGGAUUCACCCUAGAGUAUCAACAGGAACAGGAAAAGAUUGAGAAUACUGUUUGUCACCCUCGAAUUGCUCCAGCCACGGAGGAGAAGUACGAACGAGCGGUUACCAACUGGGCGCUGUGGAGGCUCUCUCGGAGCGAACCCAAGGAUGCAAAUCUUACCAGAGAAGAUCCCGACCCGACGCCACAGCAACUAAAACUAUUCGCAGAAAGCUACGUUGUUUCCCGAAAGACAAAGCCCUCUCAGAAGUCAGCAUGUAAUAAUUUCACUUGUUUCACCUCUAAGUGGGAGCGUGAAACGUCGCGAACGCUUCCCUUGGGUUUAAAAAAGGAUGUUCUGAAUAUCAUCUUCUUCACCAUCUAUUUGGCGAAGACAACCAUGAUUAUGUACACGAGCGUGCAAGAGUACAGACUGCAAGUUCACUGGCUCUCUUUUCUGGCUCUGCUGCUAGAGCUGGUGCUAUUGUCGAAUCGAGCUCGUACAGGAAAACCAAUGAAUGCCUCUACUAUAAGCAUCUGA